This is a messenger RNA of Symbiodinium natans, 3168 nucleotides long. NCBI's taxonomy places the organism in Eukaryota, Dinophyceae, Suessiales, Symbiodiniaceae. The record is from the annotation of a GenBank genome assembly.
AUGGUCUCCGACAUGGAUGUUCCCGCUCUCAAGCGGCGGCUUGGAGAGGUGGGCGUCCUGACGCCAAGUCGCAGCGAUGACCAUGAAGGCUGGCGGAACUGCCUGGUCGAACUCUGUGGCCGCUACCUGGGAUACCAGGAGCCUCCGCCCAAGAAGCCGGGCGAAGAGGCUGCACCGGCAGUGCCGGCUGAACUGCAGAAAGCCGCCUUGCACAUGCGGGUGGAGGAUCAGCGGAAGCGCAACCUUGAGCUCAGCUUCGACCUGGACCGCGUCACACGGCGCGAGGCGAAGCUCCGACGCGUCGUGGACGAGGACCCCGUGCUUCAGGCACGCUCACUGGACGAGUUCGUCACAUUCUUGAAGGACGUGCAGCAGCGCUUGCCUCUUGAAGCACUUCGAACUUCUCAGGACGACUCGGACUUCGCCAAGUUUCUGCAGAAGGUCGGCGAGAUUCGUGAGCAGCACCUGCCACCCGAACGUGUCAUCGUCUCAUGGCACCGCGGUCAACUAAGGCCCAUUUCGCAUGCAACGUCGAAGCAGACCAUCUCCAAGUAUAGCGAUCGGCAGGGCACGCGGGCACAGAAAUGCUGGUUUCCCGUGCGCGUCUGCUGGGACACGGACAAGUUGGGACUGAAGUUCGGACCUCUGGAGGAGCAGGAGGGCGGCCUCCCUGUCAGGACCAUCUCCAAGUCCUCCUGGGCACACGGCGUCAGGCUGAAGCCCGGUGACUGGCUGAUCAGCAUCAACGGAGAUGCUGUCACGAAGAUGAGGGAGCACGACUGCUUCGAGCUGCUCCAGCGGCAUCGUCCGCUUAGGUUGCUCUUCGCACGUCGGUGCCACAAGAGCGCCACUCCUAAGUUGAAGCGCCCGAACAAGAUCGCGGUGAAGCUUGACGAGGCCAUCCUGUACUCGCAGCAGCAUCCCCUCCCUGAGCGCGGUGCAGAGGUCACCCAGGAGGCCGCACCAUCAAACAGCCCUCUUGACACCGAAGCCACCGCUGAGGCCGAGAUGCACUGUGAUGACGGGCCCACAGCAGAGCCAGACGCUUCUGCAGGCGAGCAGCAAUUGCCAGCUGAAGAUGUGCCAAUGCAGCCCACGCCGGCAGGCGAGCAGCAAAUGCCAGCUGAAGACCUGCCAAUGCAGCCCACGCCGGCAGGCGCUGAGGAGCCGGCGCAGGCACCGGAGCUGGCUGAAGCCAGCCCAGCUGCGACCAGUGUCCAGGAUCCCAUGAGCUCAACCAUCUUCUCCGAGCAGUAUGAUGCCGAUGACUGGGACGACUUUGAGCCUGAGGACUCCUUCGAGGAGGCAGACGCACAGCCCGAGCUGGACACGCAGCCUGAAGCGGAGACCCGCGUGUCGUUCGGAGGUGCGGCAGAGUUGACCACGGAGGCAGUUCCGGCAGAUCAAGAAGCGCCGGAGCCUCCGGCGACGGAUGCCACCAACGAAGCCGAGGGCGCUGAGGAGCAGCUGGCUAUGGGCUCCACCGUCUUCUCAGACCAGUACGAGGGCGACUGGGAUGACGAGUUCGAGUUCGCGGAGGAGUCUCAAGCAUCACCCCAGGCUCGGGAAGAGAAUGAGGAGGCGGCCGAGAGAAAUGUGACGUUUUCGCCGGAAGUUGCGCAGGAGGGAGAGUCAUCCUCUGCCUGGCGCAAAGGCACGGGCUUUGUGAGAAUGUCAGACUUCCCAGACGAUGACACGGAGUCCGAGGCCACACAGAAGAAUGUUACAUUUUCACCGGAAGUGGAUGGCCUGUCUGCGCAGCAGGAGGGGGAUGCAUCCACCGGCAACCGGAAAGGCACCGGCUUUGUGAAAAUGUCAGACCUGCCAGAUGAUGAUGACGAGUCAGAGGCAGAUAAGACUGUGACCUUCUCACCGGAAGUGGAUGGCCUGUCUGCGCAGCAGGAAGGGGAUGCAUCCACGGGCCAUCGGAAAGGCACAGGCUUUGUUAAAGUGGCGGACCUGCCGGACGAUGACGAGGACUCGGAGGCUGGCCGGGCAGUGCACUUCUCGCCAGAAGUUGACGAGUUGGAGGAGACUGCGUCACCGUCAGCGCCACGGAAAGGCACGGGCUACGUCCGCACGGACGAGUUGCCUGACGACGAUGAGGAGCCAGAGGCCCACCGGAAUGUCACGUUCGCACAGGGCGCGGAGGCUGAGGACGAGACGUCCUCGCCAUCCGCACCACGCAAAGGCACCGGCUAUAUUCGGCCGACUGAGCUGCCCGAUGACGACGAAGAGUCUGAGGACGAGCGACAGGUGACCUUCGCGCCUGAGAGCGACGUGCUUGCCGAGUCAGGAUCGCCCUCCGCACCUCGUAAAGGCACUGGAUAUGUGAGAACAACUGACCUGCCAGACGACGACGAUGAGGAAUCAGAGGCCGCACGGAACGUCAGCUUCUCUCCCGAAGUUGAUGCGUUGGGCGAGGGCACGUCGCCCGCGGCUCCACGCAAAGGCACCGGUUUCGUGAAAGCCUCCGACCUACCAUCGGAUGAUGAGGAUGAGGACGGUGCCCAGCGCUACGUCAGCUUCGCCCAGGAUCAAGGGCAGAGUGGCGAACACAGCUCGCCCAGCGCUCCACGCAAAGGAACCGGCUUCGUGUCGCCAGCAGAUCUCCCGGACGAUGAGGAUGAGGAGGAGGAAGAGGAAGAGGAGGAGGAAGAGGAAGACGCAUACCAGGAGGAUUACUCAGCGCCGUCGAGCAGAGGUUCUGGAGUGGAGUCCCCGAGGGCCGCCACGGAGUCGGUCUGUGAUGAUGAGCCCCGUGAGCUUCCAGAGGCUGAGAACGCAGGUGACGACAGCCCGACUGCAAACAGCGCGCAGGCAGCCACUGUGACAUCAGACCACUAUGAUGACGACUUCGACGAGGAGUUUGAAGACGACUUCGAACCUGAGGACGGCGAGCAGCAGCCGGAGGAAUACGCUGCAGCUGGUGAGGCUGCUGCCGCAGAUGACGCGGCGAGCCACAGCAGCGAGGACUUGGCUACAGCCCCAACAACCGGCCGCGGGGAAGCUUCUCCGAGCACCCACGGCACGACGACGUAUGAUGAGUAUGACGAGACGUUCGAGAGCGGUGAGGAAACCCACGAGGGAGACCCAACAGCAGGACAGCCUUCCCCAACCUCCUACAGCGAGUGGUCUGAGCCCGGCAAGCGCGAGACGGGCCUGUGA